Paramecium octaurelia is the source of this 1425-nucleotide messenger RNA. Lineage: Eukaryota; Ciliophora; Oligohymenophorea; Peniculida; Parameciidae. The record is from the annotation of a GenBank genome assembly.
AUGUCAAUAUAAAGAGAAUGGCAGAAAUUUGUGAGACCACCUCGAUAUAAUUAUAGUUACUUUGAUCUAGGUUGCUUAUUUCUUAUUAACAGGGUUAGGUCCUGAAUACAUUUAACUCCAUCAAGGUUAUCUACGGAAACACGAAAGGGUUAUUACUAAUCGUUAAAAUUGCAAAUUAGAAAUGUCAUACUUUGAAUUGAAUCCACGAACUACCAAUUGUAUCGUUUAUUGUCAUGGCUACAAUGGAUGUAGAAUAGAAGGCAUAAAGUACGCUUCAAUUGUGGCUUAAUUUGGCUUCAAUUUUUGCACAUUCGAUUUCUAAGCAUGUGGCCAUUCAGAAGGAGAUUUCAUUACUUUUGGGUAUGAUAGCUGUGUAAAUCAAUAGACACCUUGAGAAGGAGGAUAUAACAUCGAUAUUGCAGGAAUUAGAGAUCCAAUUCCAAUAGAAACAGUUUAUUUUGUGGGGCAGAUCUUUGGGUGCCACUACCAUUUAAUUAAAGGAAUAGCCAAAUGUCAAGGGAUUGGUAUUGGAUAGUUGUUUCACAAAUUUCAAUAAGUUAGCGAUUAGCAUAAUUCAGAAGUAGACUAGGUUGCCGAAAUUCAUAAUUAAGGCAAUCAUCUUCUUAACCAAAGGAACUAUUGAAGAAGAAGCAGGAUUUCAAUUGAAUGAUAUACAAGUUUAAUGUAAUUCCGACAUGCCCACACUCUACAUUUGUAGUGACAAGGAUUCGCUUAUUAAGGCAAAAAAUAGUUUAAAAUUGUACAAGCAGCAUAAAGGAAUAAAGAAGUUAAUCAAAGUGGAUGGAGAACACAAUGAUUCGAGGCCUCUUGAAAUCAUUCAACAAAUCUGUUCAUGGUGCAAGGACAGAGUGCAAAUGCAAUAAAACAAUUAUGUUCAAUACAAUUCAGUUCCUCAAGUGGCUAGAUUGCCAUUGGAAUUGAUCUAUGAUUCUAACAUUUAGAGUGGGAUGCAAUCUUCUUAUAAUAGGAUUCCUAAGAAUCCUGCCAUAAAAUUAAAAAACCAAAUAAGUAUCUAGUUAAGAACAAGCUGUAGAAAUUUACACAGUGCAGUAUAAUACUGAAUUUAUAUAUAUAUAUAAUAAGACUUAUAUAUAUGGUAUAAGGAAAUUCAAUAUUAAAAAUGUAAUUUAUAAAUGAGGGAGUUGAAUGGUUUGAAAUCCAUUCGACAAUCUGGGCUAAUGACGUAGCAUGUAUAAUAAAUGCUUAAAAUAAGUGUUGAAAGACAAUUAUAUUAUGGGCUUUUAGGGAAAGCAUAGACGUAUAGCAUUAGGCAGUUCAAUUGGGUUGUUGAUGCUCACUCAAUUAGCUUAACGAAAUCCUAUUGGGGCUUUACGUGUUGGUGCUUUUGCAUUUCCUGUGCUCAGCUAUGUGAUGUGUCCUGAGAUAUACAAUUCCUUAUUAUGA